UGUCAACAUACCGACGCCUCUCCUCAUAAUAAAAAGCCGGCUCGUGUACAAAUACAACCUCCCCAUCUCUCUCUCUCUCUCAAAAGCAUUCAAGGAGAGGUUGUGUAAUUAUCAACAACCAACGGUCUGAUUUAAUUGUCAUUUAAUUCGGUCUCGACUCGAAUCGGAUUGGAUCGGAUCGGAUCAUGGACGGUCGAUUCAGCAACCCUUUCGUCAGCGAGCUGGAAGAGCCUGGAAUUAGGCCGGAAAACGACCUGGUGUCGUCACUUUCUGGCGGGAAGACGAGCGACACGUCAUCGCCUAAGAGAAGGUUAGUAGCGGAUCCGGAAACGGGUUUUGCCGGAAGUGUCAGAUCCCGGCGAGCCGUACAGAAGAGGGUGGUGUCCGUACCAAUUGCUGACGUGGAGGGAUCGCGGGCGAAGGGCGAGGGAGCUCCUCCGUCCGAUUCGUGGGCGUGGAGGAAGUACGGACAGAAGCCUAUCAAGGGAUCCCCUUAUCCAAGAGGAUACUACCGAUGUAGUAGUUCGAAGGGUUGCCCCGCGAGGAAGCAAGUGGAGCGAAGCCGCGUGGACCCCACCAUGCUCGUGGUAACGUACGCCUGCGAGCACAACCACGCCUGGCCGGCCGCCCGAAACAGCGGCAACAACGCCACCAACACCCACGCCAACAACGCCGCGCCGAGAUUCCCGCCCCGGGAGCCGGCGGUCUUCUCCACCCCGCCCGAACCCGAACCCGAACCCGACGAGAAAUUCGCCGAUCUGGAGGGCCACCCACCUCUGCUAACCGACGAUUUUGGCUGGUUCUCCGACGUGACGUCCUCCCCCACCGAGAUCGCCGUCCUUGAGAGCCCGUUCUACUCCGGGAGCGACGCUGACGUGGCUGGGGUGCUGUUUCCGAUGCGGGAGGAGGACGAGUCGAUGUUCGCCGAUCUGGGCGAGCUACCCGAAUGUUCCGUGGUCUUUCGGCGCGGGUUUUGCGAGGAAGAGGAGAGCCAGCGGUGCAGUUUAAGGUGCGGGAGUACAGGUUAAGGUGGUUCCCCAGUCCCCCUUCUUUUUGUCUCUUUCUACGAGGGGCGGUUGCUAAAAUCAACGGAUCGCGUAUCGUGCGCCACAAGACGGAGGGGAUCUUUUAAAUAGAAUUUUUUUGGGAGGGGGUCUUGGGUUGGGUUCCAAAAGUCCAAAAGAGAGGGGGUUUAUUUUAAACGGAGGAGUGCAUUGAAGUCUGUCUUAAUCUCCUUGUAAUUAGCAUAAUCUCUUCGGUUAACAACGGCUUUCUUAUGAGCCAUCGUUUCUCAA
Molecule: messenger RNA, 1295 nt
Organism: Magnolia sinica
Lineage: Eukaryota; Viridiplantae; Streptophyta; Magnoliopsida; Magnoliales; Magnoliaceae
Product: probable WRKY transcription factor 65
Exons: 3
Coding region: 186-1028 (280 amino acids)
Biological process (GO): regulation of DNA-templated transcription
Cellular component (GO): nucleus
Molecular function (GO): DNA-binding transcription factor activity; transcription cis-regulatory region binding
Source: RefSeq, a predicted model, not a curated record